CUAAUAAAAAUGUCAAGAAGCAAACAACGAAACAAGUUUGGUCGCCUCAGCCGCAAAUGCUGCAGCCUUAAUGCUGUGACCUCUGCUUAGCGCGGCGGACGUGUCAGGUUACAAUGUGGUCCCGUAGGAUUCCCCCGUUUAUUUUUGGCGUUUUAGUUUUAAUACUAAGCGUGACAGCAGAGGACGUAGUAUGGCGCUGGUCGUGCGACAACGGCAAGUGCGUCAAGCUGAAGAACGACCCGCGCAGCUCGGAGCCCGCGCUCAGCCUGGAGGCCUGCAAGAUGUUCUGCAACGAGUACGGACUGUUAUGGCCACGACCUACCGGGGAGGCGGAUCUGGGCAACUUCCUCUCGAAGAUCAACCUGAACAGCAUCGAAGUGAAGAUCCUGAAGAAAGGAGCCACGGACGACCUGAUGGAGGCCGCUGCUAAGAGAUUCAAGGAGCAAGUCUCCUUGGCAAUCCCCAGAGGGUCUACCCCCAAACUGACCGGCAAGGCGGUGGACGUCUACUUAGUCAACGAGAAUCCUAAUGAAAAAGCAUUUUCCCUGGAGAUGGACGAGAGCUACGGCCUCCGCGUGUCCCCGUCGGGAGCUGAUCGCGUGAACGCCACCAUCACGGCAAACUCCUUCUUCGGGAUGCGUCACGGGCUGGAGACGCUGUCACAACUCUUCGUCUUUGACGACAUCAGGGAUCACCUGCUGAUGGUUCGCGACGUGAACAUCAGCGACAAACCCGUGUACCCAUACAGAGGUAUCCUGCUCGACACCGCUCGCAACUACUACUCCAUCGAAUCCAUCAAGAGGACUAUUGAGGCGAUGGCGGCGGUGAAGCUGAAUACCUUCCACUGGCACAUCACGGACAGCCAGAGCUUCCCCUUCGUCACCACCAAGCGGCCCAACCUUUACAAGUUUGGCGCCCUGAGCCCGCAGAAGGUGUACACCAAGGCAGCCAUUCGCGAGGUGGUCCGCUUCGGGCUCGAGCGCGGCGUGCGCGUGCUGCCCGAGUUCGAUGCGCCGGCGCACGUGGGCGAGGGAUGGCAGGACACCGACCUCACCGUCUGCUUCAAGGCCGAACCAUGGAAGUCAUACUGCGUGGAGCCCCCAUGCGGUCAGCUCAACCCCACCAAAGACGAGCUCUACCAGUAUCUGGAGGACAUCUACUCUGAUAUGGCUGAGGUGUUCGAUACCACCGACAUUUUCCACAUGGGAGGUGACGAGGUGAGCGAAGCGUGCUGGAAUUCCUCGGAAUCCAUCCAGAACUUCAUGAUGCAAAACCGCUGGGACCUCGACAAGGAGAGCUUCCUCAAGCUCUGGAACUACUUCCAGCAGAAGGCACAGGAUAAGGCUUAUAAGGCAUUUGGGAAGAAACUUCCUCUCAUCCUGUGGACUAGCACUUUGACAAACUAUAAGCACAUUGACGAUUACUUGAACAAGGACGACUACAUUAUCCAAGUAUGGACCACCGGCGUCGAUCCUCAAAUCAAAGGUCUCCUGGAAAAGGGCUACCGACUCAUCAUGUCCAACUACGAUGCGCUUUACUUCGACUGCGGCUACGGAGCGUGGGUCGGCGCUGGUAACAACUGGUGUUCUCCUUACAUCGGAUGGCAGAAAGUAUAUGACAACAGUCCAGCAGUUAUCGCUCUUGAACACAGAGAUCAGGUUUUAGGUGGUGAAGCAGCGCUAUGGUCAGAGCAGUCAGACACGUCGACCCUGGACGGGCGGCUGUGGCCGCGCGCCGCCGCGCUGGCCGAGCGGCUGUGGGCCGAACCCGCCACCUCGUGGCAGGACGCCGAGUACCGCAUGCUGCACAUCAGGGAGCGCUUAGUCCGUAUGGGCAUCCAGGCGGAGUCCCUGCAACCCGAAUGGUGCUACCAAAACGAGGGGUACUGUUACUCGUAAUCUCAACGCUAGCCUCACCAGAUUCGUCUGCGUUCGCCCGGGCUAGAGGCAACAGCAACGGGGCUUUUCUAGAAGUCCACGUAGAGUUUUUUAUUGACUCAAAUGAACAAACAUGUUUUCUUUUUCUUUUACUUAUGGCUUGGAACAGUUGACAGCGGACGACGAUACUUUAAUUAAAUUGAAGUAAGUAGAAGGUUCAUUAAUGCUACAUGAAAAUACUCUUUUGCCUCGAUCAUUACUUGCCCAGGUAUUAUACCUAAAGUCUGUUCGCCGAGAGUUGAUAAAAAAAAUUAAAUAUCAGAGGUUCUAAACUCAUUGUAAAUUGCGGCCCGCUAAUUAUUUUUGUCGAUAUAAUGAAAAAGUUGGUAGAUUAUCUUUUAAAUUUACGGGAAUUAUUCCGGUUAGGGCAUACGUGGGGAUACGGAUCAAACACGUGGCGUCCAUGUGUUGGAUAAAAAGUAUUUCAUUACUAUCAAGUGGCUUAUAGUGUAUCCCAAUGCUGGGCAAAGCCCUACCCACUGUCAUACCAUUCAUUUCGGUCUUAUGUAAAAUAAAUCUAUUCCGUUUCACACAUUGCGUUUCACACAUUGCGGCCCGCCGGCCCGAGCGCUUGACGACAGCUGCGUGGCUCGUACCAUGGUACUCAGUGCGCGUUGUGACAAACGACGCCCGCCAUACAGAAGACAGUCGCUAUUGCAAGACAUUUCAUAAUAUUUAUCAACUCUCGGCGAACAGACUUUAGGUACAACAAAAUAGUUCGUUUCAGCCAAAUAACGUCCACUGCUGGACAAAGGCCUCCCUUAUGGAUUGCCAUAACGAACGGUCCUGCGCCGCCCGGAACAACAAAAUAGUAUUCUUAAGCAAAUUAUGUCACUGUGAUUGAUUACGCUAAGCUUGUACUAUUAAAUGUAUUUUGUCAAUUUGGUGCACUUCUAUUAAUUAGAUAUUAUGUAAGUUACUAGAUAUAAAACUUAUACGUUCCAAUUUAAAUGUGAUGUUUUGCAAUAAAUACUUUUAUUGAUAAAUAAAAUGAUUAAAAAGUA
Molecule: messenger RNA, 2941 nt
Organism: Ostrinia nubilalis (European corn borer)
Lineage: Eukaryota; Metazoa; Arthropoda; Insecta; Lepidoptera; Crambidae
Gene: Hexo1
Product: chitooligosaccharidolytic beta-N-acetylglucosaminidase
Exons: 16
Coding region: 114-1898 (594 amino acids)
Biological process (GO): glycosaminoglycan metabolic process; carbohydrate metabolic process; ganglioside catabolic process
Cellular component (GO): lysosome; plasma membrane
Molecular function (GO): beta-N-acetylglucosaminidase activity
Source: RefSeq, a predicted model, not a curated record